UGACCGCCCUCUGGCCCUCGCUCCAGCUCUUUGGAGGCCCUUGGGGUGGUCCUCGACCCCCCAAUCACCCCCUACAGCCCUGUGUGAAACAGGAUUUCCGGUCGCUAGCUGUGUUGGUAUUUAUGCCAGACUGCAGCUCUCGAGCCCCCUCCGCGCAGCAGAUUAUUGGACCGAACCAUUGCCGCAUUUCGGGGUUUAGCACCUGUCACAUGAUGCUCUCAUUUGCGCAAACCAGCGCUAACCGCCGCAGCGAGUGAGUCUACUUUACGUCUGGGCGGACGUAUAUCGGCCGCCAGAAAGCAGCUGUCUCAGGGAUGAGGGGCCGGACCGCUCCGACACCCCCUUUGUACGGCUGGCAGCAUCACCCGCUGCCUGCAAUGGCGUUGGAGCGGCUCUGCUGAGCGGGUCCGUCCGGGACUAUUUACAAGCAGCAUACAGCUCAGGGAUGUUGUUUUGGAUGUUUGUUUUUUUACCGACAUCAUCCUUAGAUUUCACCCAGCUCACCCUCUGGUGCGGUUUUAUUCCCACUGACGCGCGAAGCCUCAGAUAUGCACGUGCGACUGGGUCUGAGAGACGAGUAGACUUCUGAGUCCCACGUUCUAACCAGGUCACAGCGAUGCCGACAUUCUGCCUAGACCCAAAGACAUCAUCAUGCUGAAGACGGAGGCUUCGGGGGAGAGAACUAGCUUCCGGAGUGCCUCCCCCCAUCGUAAUGCCUACCGGGCUGAGUUUCAGGCCAUCAAGAGGGCCUUUGACCAGCCUCGGACUGAUGGAGACUCAAAGCCCAAAGACCUGGAGCGGGGUAAACAACCAAGGGGACGCCAGUACGGGGCCCAUGUCAGCCGCAUUAAGGACAUGUUCAUGCAGAUGGGCUCGGACAACGCAGCAGCCAAGGCUAAGAGUAGCGACGAGCCCUCACCACAGAAGCUGGUGAAGCCAACCAACUUCAUCAACAAGGCUGAUGGCUCAGUCAUUAAGCUCCAACACUCUUCAUCAGCCGAGAGGGUCGGAGGUGCCAGGGCCAAGUUCUCAGAGACCAGGAAGCUGUUUGAACAGCAGUCACGUGACCAGUCCCAGUCUCCCGUCUUUCCUUAUGGACGUGAUAAACGGGGCUCUCACGAACACUUGGAUGACUGGAGAGGGGCGAGGUCCAACAGAGGCAGCACCGACUCUCUGGACUCCCUGUGCUCCAGAACGGACGCGUCCUCGCCAACUGUCAGUCAGCUCAGUGCGGUUUUUGAAAAUGCUGACCACCACAAUCAGAGCGUUCCCUACCGAGGAGUCAGCAGACGAGCCCUCUACUCUCCAGAUGGGUCUUACCGCCAGGGAGGAGAUGUCAGUGAGGACGAGUCAAGACAAUCGCCAAUUCGUGGAAACUACCAAAACAAGAUAGGGGGCAAGUUCCCGGUAUCUUCGUCCUCUGAGGACGUCUUGAGUCCUAGUCCCAGAACAGAAACUUCAGAACCUCCAAAAGAUGCUCCAGAAGACGUGAAAGCCCAAGACGACGAGGCUCCGAGACAGACUUUGUCUGGGGUCACCACUAAUGAAAGCCAGGUUAAUGGUUCCUGUGAGGAAGAGGAGAAACCUUCAGACCAUCUGAAUCAUACAGAGGAUCAAGGAGUCACCAGAACCUCCAAACGGGUGCAUAGUGCUGUCAUACCCAGCAAAGCUAUUGAAGAUGCCAAUCAUGAGAUGUCCUCAACAGCCCCUCAAGCCGGGGACAGAAAAGAUGACACAGACACCCCAAAGCAGGAAAAGCUCUCUGCAUCAACCGAGGACCAGAGAGAAGAACCCGAGGAGGAGUACACUGGAAAUGAGCGGGUGAUUUUUAACGCCGACGGGGACGCCUGUUACCAGGGCUGGGGCGAAAGCUGCACCGAUCCUGAGGAUGACCUCUACGGUGAUGACGAGGACAUCGUUUACGAUCCGGGCUCGGAUCUGACGGAGAUCCCUGGCCUGCCAGUGGAAAGCAGGGAGGACAUCCCGCCAAAGAGGAAGAUUCGCUUUAGCACUGCUCCCAUCAUCGUUUUCAACACCUACUCCAAUGAGGACUAUGACCGCCGUAAUGAGGAAGUAGAUCCCGUGGCUUCCUCCGCGGAGUACGAGCUGGAGAAGAGGGUGGAGAAACUGGAGCUCUUCCCUGUGGAAUUGGAGAAAGAUGACGACGGCUUGGGUAUCAGCAUCAUCGGAAUGGGAGUCGGGGCUGACGCAGGUUUGGAAAAACUCGGAAUCUUCGUCAAGACGGUGAUCGAGGGUGGAGCUGCUGAGAGGGACGGCAGGAUCAAGGUGAAUGACCAGAUUGUGGAGGUGGACGGGACCAGUCUGGUGGGCGUCACUCAGAGCUUUGCUGCCUCUGUCCUCAGGAACACGUCCGGAGUGGUUCGGUUUGUGAUUGGCCGAGAGCGCCCGGGUCAGCAGAGUGAGGUGGCCACUCUCAUCCAGCAGACCCUGGAGCAGGAGAGGAGGCAGCGAGAGCUCCUGGAGCAGCAGUACGCCCACUACGACGCAGACGAUGACGAGCAGACGGGCGAGUACGCCACGGAUGAGGAGGAGACGGAAACGACGGAGGGAGGCGAGAAGAGCAUCGAGGUGUUCGACCUGCCGGAGAACGAAGACAUCCUGUCUCCAUCAGAGUUAGACGCCACUAAGCUCUACCAGAAGUUCAGAGAGCUCCAGAUCAAACACACGGUGACCGAGGCUGAGAUCCAGAAGCUAAAAAGCAAGCUGGCGUCUGUGGAGAAGGAGAAACAGCGCUGGGAGAAGGAGAAGAGCCAGCUGAAGGCCAGCAUUGAGGAGAACAAGGAGAGGAUGCUGAAGCUGGAGAGUUACUGGAUCGAGGCGCAGACGCUCUGCCACACCGUCAACGAGCAUCUGAAGGAGGCCCAGGCCCAGUACCAGGCUCUGGAGAAGAAGUACAACAAGGCCAAGAAGCUCAUCAAGGACUUCCAGCAGAAAGAGGUGGAGUUCAUCCAGAAGGAAGAUGCAGAGAGGAGGCGGCUGGAGGAGGCUGAGAAAGCUCACCUGGCUGAGAUCCACGGACUGCAAGUCAGGAUCGCAGUGCUGGAGUCUGAGUUAAUGCAGCUGAUGAAGCAGAACGGCAUCCAGGUCAACAACAACAACAGCAACAGCUCAGAGAGGCUCGGCGUUCAGCAGCACAGCCCCAGCAGAGCUGCAGCAACACCACCAGACACCAGAUGUCCUCACCCCCCUGACCAACAGGAGGACCACAGAGACGCCAGCAGCUCCUCCCGGGGACAGGUCUGGGUUGGUGGUGAUGGAGCAGCGACCAGCGUUGAAGCUGCAGGUGGAGCCGAAUGUUCCCCGAGGAAAACCCUGCAGGACUCUCCUGCCAAGUCCAGUCCAUCCCACGGACAAGCACUGCAUUCUGGAAAAACAUAUUUGUCUCGUCAACACAAGUUUAGACUGAAUCCAAAGGAAAUUCAAAUUUCCCAGCUUCCACCCAGCAUUCAAACGCACCAUGUCAGGUGUCAUCAAUCAGUCAGCUCCACAGAACCGCCAGCAAGCGAGAGUCCAAAGAGAAGCAAGGCCAAGGCUCCGACUCUGAGGGACGACCUGAGCGCCAGCAGCAGCAGCAGCUCGGUGGAGAUCAGCAGCCUGAUCAGUGCAGCCAAGACAUCGGGAUGCUCACACACCCUGGUGCUGUCCUCUAACGAGAGUCUGGAUAUGAUCGAUGACGAGAGCUGGAACUCUGAUCCCUCCAGAGCUGGAAUCCAGCACCCACGUUUUGGAAUUACUCCUCGAUCUCGCAGCGGCCUUAAUACUGUCAGUUUGCAUCAUUCUAUUUUAGUUGAUGGACUUGAAUCAUGGGUGGAUGUUUCUGGGACCCAACUCAGCUGGUUCACUUCUCACCUCUCUGGCCGCUGCUUUCGAGUUAGCAUGGAUGACUUCUCCUCUGGCUCUGCUCCUCUUCCCGUUGAGAGCAGGCGGUUUGGACCCAAAAUGCAGAAAUCCAGACAACUCAGGCAGGAGCGAUUGAAUAAACGAAAAAAUCAUUUUAUUAGGAUGAUGAGUAAUUUCCAAAGGCAGGAAGCCAAGCCAAAAAUCUAGGAACACUGAAUUACAAAAACAAAAGUUUGUUUAUGAGCAAGGACCUGGAGUUACUAGAGGAGGGCAGAACAACGCUGACAAAGACAGUGGACCAACAAACACUGAGGGACAAGACAGGGUUUUUAACACUUGGGGGGAGCAAUCAGGGGAACAGGUGACAGGUGUGAGGAGUGAGAGUGAGGUCUGGAGGGAAGACAGGUGCCAUUAAUAAACUAAAUGGGAAAAGAACUUAAGCAGAGGGGAAGGUAAACCAUAAUCCUAAAGACAAAGGGCAAAGAUAAGCAACUAAUGACUAGAGGGGUGAGGAGGACUAAUACAAACCAAUAAGAACUACACGGGAGUGACUAGGAGGAAACAUGAGGGAAGUCUAGAGGGAGCUGGAGAACACAAGGAGACACACAGAGCACAAGGGGACACAUGAGGGGAACGCAGAGGAUGAACAGGAAGGGGCUGGGGACCAAGGGGACACAGAACAUGACACCCUGGGGCAUCCCCCAGGGCCCUAUCCUUGGACAACGGCUUUUUUCUGAUAUACUUGUUUUCCCUGGGGAGGAUUCUGACUAAGCACCAGAUCAGUUAUCACCUUUGUGCUGAUGACUGCCAGCUCUACAUCACACUCAACCAUCACGAUUCCUCCAAUAAGUUUGCGGACUGCCUAGAUGAGAUUACAGGCUGGCUGGCAGCAAAUGCUGUGAAACUCAACAAGAGUAAGACUGACUUGAUCGUCUUCAACACUUAACAUCCCUCUCACCCACUAAGCACUCCUUCACUACCCUCUUUAUCUAUUAAAACCUGUCUCACAAGCCUGAGGGGUUACUUUAGAUUCUGACUCAACAACGUUGCUCCAAAUUAACGCUACCCUGAGAUCCUGUUUUUAUCAACUUCGCCGUAUAACACAACUAAGGCCUAUUCUAAAGAGACCUCACCUAGAGUCAGUCAUCCACACUUUCAUCACAUUUCGCUUGGACUAUGCUAACCCUAUCCUGACCGGGGCAAAUGCCUCCUGCCUUAACCAGCUUCAAACAGUCCAAAAUGUGGCUGCUAGGUUUCUCACAAACAGUGAUCAAUGCUGUCAUAUCCCCCCACCCUCGCCAGUCUACACUGGAUUCCAGUGCAAUACAAGAUUACAUUUAAUAUUCUCACCUUUAAUGUUUUAAAUGGUUCUUCCCUUCUGUAUCUCUGUGACUUGCUCAAGCCUUACACCCCAGCACGCUCCCUCCCAUCUGCUGACCUCGGCCUCCUUAUGGUGCCAAGGAGGUCUUUCAAAUCUCGUGGGGAGCGAGCUUUCUCUCACACAGCCCCCAAACUAUGGAACACACUACCCCUGUACAUCCGGAUGGCACAAUCAAUAAACCCAUUUAAAACACAACUAAAAAUUGACUACUUCAGCGUCUUCAAACUGCCACUUUCUCCCUUUCCUUCUUUACGUUCCCUGUUGUCAUAGCCUUCCCUACCCUUAGUCUUUUAUCUUUGGCUAUUAAAUGUUCUUAUUUCUACUGAAAUGCUUGCUUUAUUGUAUUGUCCACUCUGUGUUCUGUUUUUUUGUUGUAUGUACAAGCAUAGACUUGACUAUCACUUCUGUAAUAGUUUAGCCUUGUAUGUACAGCACUUGGGUCGGCUGCAACGCUGUUUUAAAACAUGCUCGAUGAAUGGAUGAUGCCCAGUUGUACGUCUGAGGCCCUUUUUCUUGUUUUGUUGUCUUUCUCAUGGAU
This is a messenger RNA of Nothobranchius furzeri (turquoise killifish), 5780 nucleotides long. It is a transcript of the gene ppp1r9a, whose product is annotated as protein phosphatase 1, regulatory subunit 9A. Gene Ontology annotation, biological process: actin filament organization; calcium-mediated signaling; neuron projection development. NCBI's taxonomy places the organism in Eukaryota, Metazoa, Chordata, Actinopteri, Cyprinodontiformes, Nothobranchiidae. Gene Ontology annotation, cellular component: cytoplasm; postsynaptic density; dendrite. The record is from RefSeq and is a predicted model, not a curated record. Gene Ontology annotation, molecular function: actin filament binding.